Molecule: messenger RNA, 3164 nt
Organism: Drosophila innubila
Lineage: Eukaryota; Metazoa; Arthropoda; Insecta; Diptera; Drosophilidae
Gene: GluRIA
Product: glutamate receptor 1
Exons: 13
Coding region: 1-2877 (958 amino acids)
Biological process (GO): modulation of chemical synaptic transmission; synaptic transmission, glutamatergic
Cellular component (GO): postsynaptic membrane; plasma membrane
Molecular function (GO): glutamate-gated receptor activity; transmitter-gated monoatomic ion channel activity involved in regulation of postsynaptic membrane potential
Source: RefSeq, a predicted model, not a curated record
AUGGUUGCAGGCGCCAUCUUUGAACAGGGCACGGACGAUGUGCAAUCAGCCUUUAAAUAUGCAAUGCUCAAUCACAAUCUGAAUGUCAGUUCGCGUCGCUUCGAAUUGCAGGCGUAUGUUGAUGUCAUCAAUACGGCGGAUGCAUUCAAAUUAUCGCGCUUGAUUUGCAAUCAAUUCUCGCGCGGAGUCUACUCAAUGCUGGGCGCCGUAUCGCCGGACUCCUUUGACACAUUGCACUCCUAUUCGAAUACGUUCCAAAUGCCAUUCGUGACGCCCUGGUUUCCGGAGAAGGUGCUUACCCCGUCAUCGGGACUGUUGGAUUUUGCGAUCAGCAUGCGUCCGGAUUAUCAUCAGGCAAUUAUUGAUACCAUACAAUAUUACGGCUGGCAAAGCAUUAUUUAUCUCUACGAUUCGCAUGAUGGCUUACUGCGCCUGCAGCAAAUCUAUCAAGAACUGAAGCCCGGAAAUGAAACAUUUCGUGUGCAAAUGGUCAAACGCAUCGCCAACGUAACGAUGGCCAUUGAAUUUUUGCACACGAUGGAGGAUUUGGGACGGUUCAGCAAAAAGCGCAUCGUGCUCGACUGCCCGGCGGAAAUGGCCAAAGAGAUCAUCAUACAGCAUGUGCGGGAUGUUAAGCUCGGACGGCGCACCUAUCAUUAUCUGCUCAGCGGCCUGGUCAUGGAUAACCACUGGCCCAGCGAUGUGGUGGAAUUCGGAGCCAUCAACAUCACUGGCUUUCGCAUUGUGGACACUAAUCGGCGUGCAUUGCGUGAUUUUCAUGACAGCCGGAAGCGUUUGGAGCCGCCAAGUGGCGUGGGAGGACAGGCAGGAGGCAACCAUGGUGGCAUGCCAGCUAUUUCGGCACAGGCAGCUCUCAUGUAUGAUGCGGUCUUUGUUCUGGUCGAGGCCUUCAAUCGCAUUCUGCGCAAGAAACCGGAUCAGUUUCGUGCCAAUCAUCUACAGCGACGCAGCCACACAGGUGGCUCCGGUGGUGGGAAUACCCUGAAUGAGUCCAGCGCUUUGUUGGACUGCAAUACACCCAAGGGCUGGGUCACACCCUGGGAGCAGGGGGAGAAAAUCUCCCGAGUUCUGCGCAAGGUGGAAAUCGAUGGAUUAACUGGCGAAGUGCGCUUUGAUGACGACGGUCGGCGUGUCAACUACACCUUGCAGGUGGUGGAAAUGUCAGUGAACAGCACGUUGCAACAGGUGGCAGUGUGGCGAGAUGAUGCUGGCUUUCUGCCCCUACAUGGUCACAGCUAUGGAGCUGGCAAUUCGCGCUCAAUGGCCGCCAGCAAUGGGGAUUAUACACGCAAUCACACCUACAUUGUGACCACUGUGCUGGAGGAACCAUAUCUAAUGCAUAAGGCCGGCUAUGGGGACCAGUUGAUUGGCAACGAGCGCUUUGAGGGAUAUUGCAAGGAUCUGGCCGAGUUACUGGCAGUCAGACUGGGCAUUAAAUUUGAGCUGCGUCUUGUGCAGGAUGGCAGCUAUGGAUCUGAGAAUCAGUUUGCUCCUGGUGGCUGGGACGGCAUGGUUGGAGAACUUGUGCGUAAGGAAGCGGAUAUUGCCAUAGCAGCCAUGACGAUAACAGCGGAACGGGAACGUGUCAUCGACUUCACCAAGCCCUUUAUGUCAUUGGGCAUUUCCAUUAUGAUCAAGAAGCCGGUGAAGCAAACGCCAGGUGUCUUUAGCUUUCUCAAUCCGCUAUCGCAGGAGAUUUGGAUGAGUGUCAUAUUGAGCUAUGUGGGCGUCAGCAUUGUGCUUUAUUUUGUCACCCGCUUUCCGCCCCACGAGUGGCGCAUUGUGCGACGUUCGACGAAUGAUGCCACAACCACUCAACAGCCACCCGGCAUUAUUGGUGGCAGCGAACCACAGGAGCAACAUCCUCAUUCACAUCCACAACAGCAACAGCCCUCGACUGUCCCCGUCAAUGAUUUCAGUUUGCUCAACUCCUUUUGGUAUUCCUUGGCCGCCUUUAUGCAACAAGGAUGCGACUUGACACCACCCUCUAUUGCCGGACGCAUUGCAGCCGCCGUUUGGUGGUUCUUCACCAUCAUUUUGAUCUCCUCGUACACCGCCAACCUGGCUGCCUUUCUCACCGUCGAACGCAUGGUGGCACCCAUCAAGUCACCCGAGGAUCUGGCCAUGCAAACUGAUAUACAAUACGGCACCUUGCUGCAUGGCUCCACCUGGGAUUUCUUUCAACGCUCGAAGCUGGGCUUGCACAACAAGAUGUGGGAGUACAUGAAUGCCAAUCCUCACCUGUCGGUGCACACCUACGACGAGGGCAUUCGACGAGUUCGCACCUCGAAGGGGAAAUACGCGCUGCUCGUGGAGUCGCCCAAGAAUGAAUAUGUGAAUGCUCGGGCGCCGUGUGAUACCAUGAAAGUGGGUCGCAAUAUUGAUACGAAGGGAUUUGGUGUGGCCACGCCCAUUGGUUCGCCGCUGCGAAACCGUCUCAAUUUGGCCGUGCUGUCGCUGAAGGAGAAUGGCGAACUGCUGAGGUUGCGCCAGAAAUGGUGGUUCGAUAAAACCGAAUGCAAUCCCAAUUUGGACAGCCAGGAGACGACGACACCCAAUGAGCUAUCGCUGAGCAAUGUGGCUGGCAUCUAUUAUAUACUCAUCGGUGGUCUGCUGCUCGCGGUAUUCGUGGCCAUUCUCGAGUUCAUCUGCCGCAGCAAGAGUUCACGGCUGAAGGCGCCAGCAAAUGGUUCAGCUGGCGGCAUGUUGGGCUCCUCUACAUAUCAGCGGGAUUCUCUCUCGGAUGCCAUUAUGCAGUCCCAGGCCAAGUUGGCCAUGCAGGCGGGCAGCGAUUACGAUGAGCGUCUGGUGGGCGUUGAGUUGGCCUCAAAUGUGCGCUAUCAGUACAGCAUGUAAGCCAAUUGGCCAAGUUAACUUGUACAUAGAGACAACACACUUACUCGUAACUAAACGACGCUGGCAAUCAACUUGGAAGACAACAAACAGGCGACUUUGGGGCAACACUGGCGACGUUCUAAAACUGUACAGUCUAAUUAUUUGUAUUUUUGAUAAAUGUAUACACUGGAAGUGCAUAAUAACGAAUUAAAAAAAAAAAACGAAAACAAAAACAAAAACAACUAGCUGUAAUUAGCGCUUAAGUGAAAAUUAUUCCAAAUAAUAAAGCAUAAAUUUUAAGCAAAAAA